This is a messenger RNA of Topomyia yanbarensis, 2061 nucleotides long. RefSeq lists its product as uncharacterized. The transcript is spliced from 2 exons. Gene Ontology annotation, biological process: DNA integration. The coding region runs from base 1 to 2061 and encodes 686 amino acids. Lineage: Eukaryota; Metazoa; Arthropoda; Insecta; Diptera; Culicidae. Gene Ontology annotation, molecular function: nucleic acid binding. The record is from RefSeq and is a predicted model, not a curated record.
AUGGUGAAAAUCUUCAACGACCAGCUACUUGUAGUGACGAAAAAGAUGAAAUCGAAGAAAGCUUUCGGUCCGGACGGUAUCCCCAACGUGGCAUUGAAGACCGCGAUCUUGGUGUUGCCGGAUAUGUUCAGCAUAGUUCUAUUGAAGACGGAAACCAGCGAAAUUGCGACCUGGAGGUGGGUCGGCACAAAGCAGAAUGUGGCGGAUGAAGCAACCAAGUGGCAACGUCUGCCGGAUCUUGGAAAUGACAGUCGAUGGUUUAGAAGUCUGGAAUUUCUAUGGCAAGAACGCAACAACUGGCCAGUCGAGCCAUUUACAACUGGAACUACUAAGGAAGAGAUACGUUCCCACUUAUUUCAUCAUAGAGUUGUCAUGAAACCAUGUAUCAACGCAGAGUACUUCAGCAACUGGAAACGAUUGGUCGGUACAGUAGGCUUCGUGUUUCGAUUUCUGGGCAACUGUCGGAGCAAAGUAACGGGGAUCCAACGUAAUCUCGGCCCCCCAUCCAGCAUGGAAUUACAGCAAGCAUCGAACUACCUCUUCAGAGAAGCGCAGAGAGAAUCAUUUCCAGAAGAAGUAGCCAUUCUUUUAAAUAGAAAUGCUACAACAAAAGCGCUCCCUAAGCAAAGCGCAAUAUACACGAUGAAACCAUUCUUAGAUGAGAAUCAGUUGAUGCGAAUGUUUGGUAGAAUUAGCAGGUGCGAGUAUGCCACAAUGGACGCGCAGAAUCCUGUCGUUCUCCCGAAAAAUCAUCACAUCACGAAGCUACUUGUUCGAGACUACCAUGAACGUUUCCAUCAUUGUAAUCAUGAAACCGUGAUUAACGAACUACGACAGAAAUUCAGGAUACCGAAACAACGAGUUGCAUAUCGAAACGUGAGGGCAAACUGUCAGAAAUGCAAGAAUCAGCGAGCAAUUUCCCAGCCCCCUCCGAUGGGCGAUCUUUCAAAGGUUAGGCUGGCGGCCUUCUACAGACCGUUCACGUUCGUAGGCGUGGAUUACUUUGGCCCUAUCAUGGUAGCGCUGGGGCGAAGAUCAGAAAAACGAUGGGGCUUACUUGUGACAUGCUUGACGACACGAGCAGUGUACAUAGAGGUCGCACACACACUAAAUGCGGACUCAUGUGUUAUGGCGAUCAGGAAUUUUAUGGUCAGACGAGGCGUUCCGAAUCAAAUAUUCAGCGACCGUGGCACGAAUUUCACGGCAGCAAACAAGGAGCUCGGGGCGACUCUGGCAGAGCUAGAUCAGGAUAAAAUUGUACAGGAAAUUGUCGGUCCCAACACUGAAUGGUGUUUUAUUCCUCCAGCGUCUUCCCACAUGGGUGGGUCGUGGGAAAGACUAAUCCAAUCUGUGAAGCGUAACCUAGAACAAAUUCGCCCACGAUGCUAUCUCAGCGAUGAAGCCCUUCGGAAUCAGUUGAUCGAGAUAGAAGGCACAAUUAACUCACGUCCACUAACACAUGUACCGGCAGAUGAUCCAGAUGCUCCUGUUCUCACGCCAAACCACUUCAUUCUGGGUUCAUCUAGUGACCUUAAACCGGCCGCUUUACUCGACGAUAGUGCUCUGGCGUUGAAACGUUCUUGGCGUAAUUCGCAGGUGGAGGCGAACAUCUUUUGGCGUCGGUGGGUUCGCGAUUACAUGCCGAACCUUACAAGGCACACAAAAUGGUUCAGCGAGAUAAAAGCAAUCGAGGUGGGAGACAUUGUGGUCAUUGUAGAUCCAGACCAUCCACGGAACUGCUGGCCUAAGGGGCGGAUCAUCUCCGUGAAUAGAGGCAAAGAUGGCAAGGUGAGAUCAGCGGCCGUCCAAACAGCGAUCCGAGGAGUGUAUGAACGUCCAGUGGUCAAGCUGGCAGUGCUUGAUGUUCGACGCGAUGAGCAGGUAAGCCACAACUGUGGCGUACCCGGGGGGAGUGUGACGACCCCUCGGUCAGCGCGACUCACUUUCUGGAGCAAUACGAUGGACGUUGCAACAUCUCAUGUGGAGAGUUAUAUGACGGAUUACCGAGCUGUCACUACGGUGACGUACCAGCAGACGAUGACUGGCAAUAUUAAUUACUGA